AUGGUUCCAGAGUGCCGUCAUAUCUCUGGUACUCUCAUCAGCACAUCAGCCAUACACUGGCCUCCCCGCGGCGUCAACGGCCCACUCAUGAACGACACCGGGAUCGUCCAGUCUCCACCUGCGGAACACCCCUACGCCAUGAACGGGGAAUCUUUUGUCGUGGAGCAAAUCAGCGUCUACGGCGGCGCUCGUGGUUUUGGCUCGCGGCGCCAAGGGCAAAGAGUAGACCGUCUUGAUCCGCAGGAAAGAUAG
Molecule: messenger RNA, 252 nt
Organism: Penicillium maclennaniae
Lineage: Eukaryota; Fungi; Ascomycota; Eurotiomycetes; Eurotiales; Aspergillaceae
Exons: 1
Coding region: 1-252 (83 amino acids)
Source: RefSeq, a predicted model, not a curated record